ACCACAAUAAAGUGAAUAUUUCAGUAAAGUAGUGAUAUAGCAUGGUAGAUCUUGAAUUAAAACUUCUAAAAUUUUGACCAAAAAUUCAAAGGAGAAGACCAUAGUAAAACACAUGGAGUUUCUUCUUGAAGGACUCAAGACUGAAGUAUCCCACAAAAUGAUCCUACUGAAUAAUUCCCAGAAGCUACUGGCCCUAUACAAAUCCUUGGCCAAGAGCAUCCCUGAGUCCCUGAAGGUGUAUGGCUCUGUGUAUCACAUCAAUCACGGGAACCCCUUCAACCUGGAGGUGCUGGUGGACUCCUGGCCCGAGUAUCAGACGGUUAUUAUCCGGCCUCAAAAACAGGAGAUGACUGAUGACAUGGAUUUAUACACAAAUGUGUAUCGUAUAUUCUCCAAAGAGCCUCAAAAAUCACAAGAAGUUUUGAAAAAUUGCGAGAUCAUAAACUGGAAACAGAUACUCCAAAUCCAAGGUUUUCAAGAAAGUUUAGGUGAGGGGAUAAGAGAGGCUGCAUUUUCAAAGUCAGUGAAGGUAGAGCAUUCGAGAGCAAUCCUCUGUAUUACGGAAGAUAUCCUGAACCUCAAUGCCUCCAAUAAAAGCAAGUUUGGAAGCUGGGCUGAGACAGGCCACCCAGAUGUUGAAUUUGAGAGUGAAACUCCCAAUUUUAAGUAUGCCCCGCUGGAUGUCUCUUAUUCUGGGCUGGUAAAUGACAGGUGGAGGCAAGGGAAGAAUGAAAGGAGCCUGCGUUAUGUCAAGCGCUGCAUAGAAGCCCUGCCAACAGCCUGUCUGCUGGGCCCAGAGGGGGUCCCGGUCUCAUGGACAACCAUGGACCCUUCUUGUGAAUUAGGAAUGGGCUACUGCAUGGAAAUAUACCGAAAGAGAGGCAAGAUGAGACAGGCGAUGGUACAAUUCAUGAAAUAUCUGCGUCAGAAUAAUAUUCCAUUUUACCUCUCUGUGCUGGAAUUUAAUGAAGACUCCCUUAGAUCUGUGAGGCACAAUGGUUUCCUUGAGGCCACCUGUGGGUGGCACCAAUGGACCUGCUACCCACAGAAUCUAGUUCCAUUUUAGAUAAUGAAGCUGCUUAGCAAUCUCGGGCAAGCCAUCUCGUAAUAUUAAAGCAGACACUACAGAAUAGCUUUAUUCACUUACGAAUGUUUGUUGGGUAUUUAUAAUGUUCCAGGAACUCUUCUUGCAUUGAGACUUGAUGUUAAAAGACACUGCCAUACUGCUGAGGAGUUUGCAAUCCAAGCAAGAGGCAGGGAAGGGCAUAGUCUUUAAAUAUGCAUAAGCUUUGUAAGGAAGGACGGGGUUACCAGCAAACAUGUAAUUAAAAAGCCAGGCUCAGUUCUUACCUCUGGGAAUUAGAAUUCUUUAUGAAACUUGGUUGAUAGAAUCUACUAUCUGGAAGAUAAAUGAAGGACUUUAAUAAAAUUGGUCAAUAGAAUAUUCCUAAUCUAUAUGAAUGCUUCAUUGUAAAUAAAUACCCGUGCUAUUUAUAGAUUUAUGAAGCAAUGGCUACACUAAAGAAUGGAAUCAGUCUCUUAGUUUAGUGACUAGGAAGGUAUAAAAGGUGAAACCUAAGACAAAUGGCUUUCCUAGGCUACCUUUCAUCAUUGUUAUGCAGAAAAGGAAAUCCAGAGAAUCAAGUCUGCUGGACUUGAGGCCUCUGCUAUGGAAAUGACAUUUGUUGUGCCUCCUUUUUCACUUCCUCAUCAUUAGGGAAACACAGCAUAGGGCAAAGUGUUGCCUGUGAGUCUGGUUAUAAGUUCAGCCUUUGGUGUUUGUACCAUGGCUAUCUUAAGGGUAUGAUCAAGGGACAGGGGCAUUCCAGGGAGAAGUGACCACUAAGAUGAGGACUGGAGAGUGAGUAGGAGUGAGCCAGACAAAAAGAGCAGAAAAAUCCAGAUGAUGGAAAGGACACGUGCCAUGCACUAUCAUAAGAACUUUCUAAUUGAACAUUUACAUUACAAAAUCCCUGAUCUUAAAAAAAAAAUAAAAAAAUAAAAUACACUUCAUGAACAACAUGUGGCCACUUUUGGCUCCCCUCUGCCAUCCCGACAUUGGAACUUGGACCACUAUGAACAUGGAAGCUAUAGCAAAA
Molecule: messenger RNA, 2099 nt
Organism: Saimiri boliviensis boliviensis (Bolivian squirrel monkey)
Lineage: Eukaryota; Metazoa; Chordata; Mammalia; Primates; Cebidae
Product: glycine N-acyltransferase-like protein 1
Biological process (GO): L-glutamine metabolic process
Cellular component (GO): mitochondrion
Molecular function (GO): glycine N-acyltransferase activity; L-glutamine N-acyltransferase activity
Source: RefSeq, a predicted model, not a curated record